GGUCAAGAAAACUGAGAUGGGCACAGUAGGCCUUGGCCCUCUAGGGCUGUCGCGCCGCUGAGUAUAUAGAGUAUUUUUCCCUUUGCUAACUCGCGGGAAAGACUUUUUCCCUGAACCUAUUUAACAGACCAAUUAUGAUCACUAGGAUUUCCUCUAUUCCCUUAAAACGAAACAUUUUACGGAUUUACUUUGCAAGAUUUUUCCUAACUUUAAUUGAGGAGCACAACGAUUUUGUGUCACUUGAAUGCUAGCUGCUUAUACGCUUUUCUUUAUUUAAACUUUACUCGUUAUAAAAAAAAACUAUUAUAAUCAUUUCUAAAAGGCACACGAAAGUGCCGAUGCACGUUGGCUGAGAAUCACUGGCCUAAAGAAAACAAAUCUUCACCGCUGCUGCAACAUAUCCUGAAGCGAAUCAACUUUCAGCACGUUGAUCCCUAUAAAGAUCUUUUCUAUACAUAUAAAAUCGGUAGAUCUAAAGAAAUAUCUCUUGCCACAACAAGGACCACGCAUUAACUGCUCGCCGUUUAAAAUCCAACAGGCGCGCAGCAUUAGGUAUCUUUUAUAAAUGCGAAUGAGCAACUCGAAAACCGGAUCGGUUUGAAAAAUAAAAUAGUAAUAAAAAUAAAUACUAAGAAAAAAGGGGGCAAGUAGGGGUUCACGGGGAGGCUGUAAAACCACUUCGUCUUGAUUUCUCUCUUCGUUAGCCAUUUAAUCGAAGCAACAUUGUUGUUUAGAAGUGUACGUAGAUGGUUUCACCAGUUUUGCGCAUCGACAUGAAUCGAUCAAAUAUUAUCAACAGCGAAAUAUGAGAAGGCAACUCAAACAAGAAUUGGGCUUUUUGAGGAAACGAGCUGCGUUGAAACCUGGUUUCGAUCCUUUGCGGAACUGUGCACGAUGUUUAGCUGAAUUAGGAAGAAUCUUAAAUCGUGGCGCUUUGUGUCCUAGAUGUUCAAAAAAAGUCUGUAAGGAUUGCCGGCAGUUUGGAGAUGAAAACCAUGAAUGGUUAUGUCUUUACUGCUUUAAGCACAUGCAACUUAAAGCCAUAUCUGGUGAAUGGAUGCAGGAGUUCAGUAAACUUUCUGUUCAACGAUGUGCCCCACCCGGAGAUCAUCUCAGGAAAGUUCUACAUGAAUCGCAAAGGAAAAGUUUUCACGUUAUGGACGGUACUGAUCAUUCUAAAUCGCCAUCUGAAGACACUCCACCUCAGAAGCCUCCUCGUUCCUUUCAGCAUGAUCCAGAUAAUCAAAAUGAAAAAGAUAGUGUUGAUAACAUGUUGGCCGAAAAAACUACUGAUGUUCAACAAAAUGAAGCUUUACCAAGAGUUAGUCCAUGGAAUGGAAUUGAUCCUGAACCUACUAUUCCUGUGCGUGUCGACAAAUCUCGCCCUCUUGGAACCAUUGACUAUCCAGCACCUUCUAAUUUUCGAGAGCGACAAUCGUCCGACGAAGGACAUAGCACAAUUGGAUGCCGCUCUCGAUCUACAAGUAGUGAAGUAGUCGAUGAAAAUGAUCCUGUGCCUUUAUCUAGAAAGAGACUUAGCCCUUUAAAAAAGCAACAAGCCAUUCCAGAAAAAAGUCCUGUUGAAAAUCAACAGUCUUCUGUCGAUAGCGGUGUAUGUAGUCCUGAACAAAAAGUAGAUAACUUUGUAGCGUCUCCAUUGGCUGCAUCCACACAUUUGUCUACAGAAACUGUUGAGUGUCCCUCUAACCGUCCGCGAUUAUUUGCUCAGCGUUUAGUUAAUAGGUCAUCCAGUGACAGUGAAAUUGAAAGUGAAGAAGGUGCACCAAACAAGAAAUCUGACAUUCUUUUUAGAAAAGUCACAUUAAAGAAGCGGAAAGCUUCGCCAUGUAUAAAGCCAUUAGAAAAGAAACAUUCUGCUGCUUCUGCAGCUAUGAUUCCCAAACCAUUUUCGGGCCUCACCAAAUCUUCUUUUAAAAAUAACAAUUUAUCUUCUAACAAUUACUCUAAGACUAAUUUUAAACUAACUCUUCCCUCUAAUAACAACUCUAAUAAUCUUAAACCUAAGCUAAUUUCAGCCGGUGUUGGUCUCGGGGUAAAAAAGCGCAGCAUGCUGCCAAUAUCAUAUUCUAAAACUUAUGCUGAUGCAUGUGCUGGUAGGUGUCCAGCUGUUAAUACUGAGGCCCAAUUAAAUGGUGUUCACCGGAAAGAAGAAUCCAGGAUACCUUCGUUGCAAAAGCUUCGAGUUGCUGAAGUUCCUACGAAGCUGCCAUAUUUAAAAUUUAAAAAGAAUUUUAGUUGCCAAGCAUCUUCAGUUAAAAAGGAAUCGUCAUCAACAUCAUUUUUGUGUAGAAAAAAGACAAUGACAAGGCCAUGCUUUGUUCGCCGGGCAUCUUUGCCAAAUCGUAGAAAUCCUUCCUAUGAUUGGCUUCAAACUUGUUCGUGGAAAUGCCAUUCUCUGGAAGAUUGGUUAUGGCAUAUUGAAGAACAGCCUUAUGUAUCUCGAAAACUUAGUCACGUUAGUUAUCCUGAUGAUUAUAAAUUAGUGUAUGUUAGCUCAUCGACUUCUGAUGAAAAUAUUUCUGAUCUGAAUUCUUGCGAAAAAGAAUUGCGUAGGCCUGCAAGAGUAUCAAAAUUACGGACUAGUGUUCAAUCGCGAAUAAAAAUUAACUGUGGCACGUCUUAUAUUGAGGAUUCUGACUGGGAAUUGGAAACGGGUGACAGUGACGUUUCUAAUACCAUUCCUGUUUUUAAUCGCUUCAAAACUCUUAAAACAAGAAAAAAAUGUCAAAAUUCUGUAACUGAUGUGAAAAUAUGCAAUGAACAUGAUUUUACGCCAACUAUUAAAACAUUAAGAAUUACUACAUCGAUUUCUGAUAUUGACCGUAAACAAAAACAAACUGAAUCAAAACAGAAAAAUAUUUUAAAUCCAACUAAAUCGAAUUUGUUUAAGAGCUGCUCUUACUUUUCAAUCCUUCAUAGUCAUAGUAAAAUAAAAACAAUAUCAUCUAAAACUGUGUUUCCUACUAUUAAAACUCUAGAAUUGACGAAUAUAUCUACUAAAAUAAAUACAGCUGCCUGCUAUUCAAAUGACAGCUGGUGUUCCUUUUCGAGUUAUGAUUCGCCGUUGAAUUCAUUUAGAGUAAUGCCAAUAAGUGAACUUGACUUAAAACAGAGCACUUUUAUGUUAUUUGCUGUAGAAGAUUUUAUAGAUCGAUUUUUGUGUGCUAAACCACCACCAUUAUCUAACAGUUUAUCUUCUUACUCAAAUGAAUUCUCUAAACAUCUCAUCUCAUCAAAUCUUAAAUAUUUUUCCGAAUUCAGUUACUUAUUUAAGAAGUGUUGUAAACUCAUUCUACAAAUAGAAAAUAAUAUAUUUAUCAGCUGCUUUGCAAACGACUUCAAGACUGUAAAAUUAGUUGAUAAAAAGAGCUGUAAUCAAGUAUUCUCUUUAUCUACUUUUACUGAGAGAUUAAAGCUAUCGCUGCAGACUUUUUUUAUCUUUGUUGAUAUUAGUGUGAAUGAAACGUUAAGAAAUAAAUAUCAGAGUCAGAGAGGUUCAUUAAGUCAUUACUUUGAGCUGUUCAUUGAUUUUUUUAAGCAAGACCGUUUUCCCGUUAUCUCUUGUAGCGAGUUUUACUUUCUCUUGUGUGGCGAGUUUUAUAGCCUCGAUCGCAGUCGUUGUUUCAGAAUAAAAGAAGAAUCGCAUUUGAAUGAAGCCGCCAACGCAUUCCCCCCUAACCUAUCCAAGCGUGGUAAUGACAAGUCUGCAGUAACAGGUUGGCGGGGGGAAAGACAGUGCUGUAUAGAGAGAGUCAUAGACCUGAACCUCAGGGCAUUGGAGUGUGAUCGUGAGGUACUUGAUUUGGCUGAUCUCACUCUUUACUUGGGGUGGACUGCCGGCACUUCAAGCUCCGCCAAACAUGGUGUCCCAGCGAGCGUAGUAAACACCUUUUUUUAUCGUAUCCCACCUGUUGCUCUGAAAGCGGAAGCGGGCUGCCUCCUCCAAACUACCCAUUCGCGUUUGUUAUUUCAGCGAGAUGCGAGCGGAGAAUCUCGUAUGAUCGCUUUGAAGACAAAUGAUACAUCAGUUCAAGUGGAGAAUGAAAAUAAUUUUUAUUUCUGGGAUUAUAGAAAAAAGAUCGAUGCCAUGCAAUCUGAGAAAGAAGAUUCCUCCUCAAUCACCGAAGCAUCCUUCAAUUGUGAAUCUAUUUCUCAUUCAAACAAUGCAUCCCGAUUAAAAAAACAAAACAUGAGAUUAGCAAUUGUUUCGGAAAUGUCAUCGGUGGAUGUAAAUAAACUGAAUUCGAAACGACUCCAUGCUGGACGUAGUAUCUUUUCAAAUAUUGAUCUCAAUGGUUCAGAUGUUACUGAUUCUGAUUCCGAAAUUUUGCCCUAUAUUAGAUGCAUUUUUUCUUCAAACUUCGGCGAAAACUCUCCGGUUAGAUAUUUCGAUAUUUUCAGUGUUGAAAAUGUUGACAUAAUUGAGAGAGUAGAUUGCAGGUGCAAUAAACCUUGUGAUGUACCGUCUUCUCCAUCUGUUGUUGAUGCAACUCUGGAUGCAAGAGGUCUUGCUGAUGACGGAGAAAUCUUUUCUAGUGGUGAUGAGUUAGAUAAAUUGGAAUCCGAUACUGAUUCUCAGGAUACUGUUAUUGAAGGUGAAGCUUAUAAAAGGAUAAGAAGUGUUGCUAUUAAAGAAAAGAUUCUCCAUGCUAACGAGGAAUUAUUUGGAGCAACGCUCAAAGAAACAUUCUUUGAGAAUGGUAAUGCUACCUCGGAAGCACGUAAUUGUUCUUCAAAAAAUAUCGAAAAUUCAACAAAAGAGGCUAGUUAUUUUAUAGAAGAUAAUCAAAGUGAUUCUCUAAAUUUGGAGUGUGGAAAAUAUUUUUCAAUUGAGAAACAAUUAAAAUCUUUUAUGAAAGAAAAUCAGUCAGCUUUUCAACCUGAAAAUGAGCUCAGUGAUUGCACAAAUGAAUUCAUCCAAUUAAGUUCCUAUAAAACAAAUUUUAGUGAGAAUGUAUGUUCAUCAGAAUCCAGCGAUAAUGGCAGUGAUGGUGAAGAACUUGUUUUUAGUGAUAUAUCCACUUCUUCUGAUGAAGCUACCUAUAUUGCUCCAUCUGCCAGUUUUCAUUGUUAUCCUGUUUCACAUCGGUUACAUACUAUUGUUGAAGAAAGCUGCGAAGAGAGUGAAAAAAGUUCCACUCCAACUAGUAAGGCAAGUUCAGAUUUCGAAUAUUAUGAUAAAUCCAGACUCGCGUCUUCUAAGGCUCCUAGAAAAUAUUUUCGAAAAAGUGUUUCUGACAAUGCUAGUUUGGGUAAAGGAUCGGCUGUAUAUGCUGUUUUGGCUACAUCACGCCUGGAAAAGUAUUUCAAAUCAGGUUUAUUAGAAGGAGAACAUGUGUCAUAUCUGGAAGACGAGUUAACUGAUGAAAGUGGAGGCAUUAGCAGUGAUGAUGAAAACGUUAUUUCUAACCAAAAGGAUAAAUCAAAGGUCAAUAAAACUUCCAGUUCAAAAAAGCUGGGUGCUAGUUCAAGUGAGACUCUUAGAAAAUGUACGGGUAAAUUAUCACAAAAUUCCGAAUCAUUAGUUAUUGAAACCAAGCCAGGAAGUUCUGAUGAUGAGGCUAAGUACAUAAUGAGUCAUCUCAUGCAGCAUAUUUCUAAUAAUGACGCUAAAACAGUUGAAUCGGAAAUUAAAGAUAUGUCACCGAUGCUUAAAAUUUUAGAAUCUGAAAUUGCGCGAUUAAUGCUAACUGUAUCUCCAGCAUCAUUGUCAGCGGGGGAACCCAGCAGUAGUUGUAGCAGCACAAUUGGGAGUAAUAAUAGUGAUUAUGGUAGUGAUACUUUAGAAUCUGGUGAGGAAUCAACUGAUGAUGAAUUAAGUAACGAAAAUCGAGCGGUAGAAAAUACAGAUUCUGUAAGUGAUCAUCCUGCAGAUGCCACUUUAGAAAAUAACAGUACGGCUGAUUCCUCGGAGGAAACUUUGUAUAUCUGUAAGCAAUUGAUGGCCUCCUUGAAAAAAAUAGCAGAUUCUAGCGAUGGCGUAGUUGCUCCGGAAGAACCGAUUCCCGAAGAUAAUUCGGCCAAGCAAUAUAUUACUGAUCAAAUUGUCUCUCUGAUGCAAACUGUUAGUGCUAGUCAUAAUAACUCUCCUUUGUUGGAUCUAUCAGAUUCCGACAGCCCUCCUCCUAAUGAUGAGAAAAGAGAAAAAAGUCCUUCCGAAUCCGGCUCAGAGACAACUAUAUCAGCUAGUAUUAGCAUACCCAGCUACGAUGAUUCAGACAGAACGCCUACUGAAUCAGAGAUUUCUCAUGAAAUGGAUGAGCUGUAUGCGUUGCUUGAAAGCAAUCAUGAAUUAAUAUCUUCAAAAUUUUCAUAUGAUGCUGCUGAUACUUACAGUUUAGAUAAAGAGUCUCCCGAAGAGUCACAACAGUCUUCCUUACUUUGUGGUGCCGCUAGUAAAUUAGAAAGUCUCUUACCCAUUAGCAUAGAAGAGCGGAUAGCCCGGUAUAAAGACGCUUUUUUAAACAGAAGUAUGGAUUGCAAAGAGAAGGAUUUUAAGGCUAGUGAAACGAGAAUUAACGUUAUUCUUCCACAGCCUGCAUCGUCUGACAGUGGUGAUAUAUCUUUAAGUAAAAGCCUGUCUUCCAAAUUAAUUACAGAGUCAAAACCCGGUGAUCUUCUCAGAGAAGAGAGUUCCUCUCAUUCGGACGUUUUCAGCCAUGAUAGCAUUACUUCUGUUAAGAUAAUAUCGCACAAUACUUACCCAUUAUCAUCAGCUAUCCACAAAAUUUUAAGUAGCAAUAUUGAUUCGCAGUAUUUGGAGCACAAGUUGGAUUAUAAAAUUGUAAAUAUUUUAGAUGAUACUCCCGAGAAUCCUUCAUUAGACGAAGAAUCCUCAUUGCUAAAAAAUGAUGAAGGAAAUAUAAUUGUGACUUCUUUACCUAAAGUAAUGAAUCCCAAAGAAAAAGCCUCUAGUGAAAAUGAUUUGCUUGUAGCUAAUUAUCGUGCUAAAACAAAAGGAAACUUUGGUACUAAGUCAGUUGGUAACAUUUCGGAAUUAGAGAAAAGCACUUUUCGUGAUACAGGUUAUUAUUCUUUCAAAUCCUCCGAAGAAAGUUUUCUUAGUUUUGAUGACUCAACCGAAACUUCGACUGCUUCUUUGACUCAAUAUCGAUCACUUACUUCAACUGAAACCAUUCCUGAAGAAGAAGAAUCUGUUACAAAAAUGUCUUUAAGUUCUAGUAAUAUACCUGAUGCUGUUUGUGGCACUUCUCCGUCUAAAUCCAGCACUUUGCCUUUAAGCUUAAGAAGUAAACUUUCUGCAACUCCUCAUCGAACACGUUCCUCAUUUUUUUCAACAUCAGGUGUACUUAGGAAAUUGACUCUUUUAAGAGAUGAGAGUGGAAAUUCUCUUCGUUCUUCACCACAUGGAAGAUUACGCAUGCGGAAUCGUUCAUUGUCUGGUGGAAGUGAAGAUGCCAAACAUAGGAAAACAUCUCUUCCUCAAAUAUCUGUUUCAGAAUGUGCUGAGAGCCAAGUCGGCCGACUGAGUGCUGCGAGUUCUGAGAAAGAAAGUUCAGGGGUGCAAGAAGAUGAAAUUGACCAAGCUUUUGCUUAUCACUGUAGAAGUCAAAUGUCUCUUUCCUCCUUUGGGGGAAGAUGUGAAAGUGUUACUAGUGUAUAUAGUGCUGCUGGAGGGGGCCGCUAUGGUACUGUCACAGUGACUGGUGAAGUUUUAUUUGGCCUCAGUUAUAAUUAUAAGGCAAGUACCUUGGAAAUAAUAGUGAAAGAAUGCCGAAAUUUGGCUGCUGUUGACAUUAAAAGAAAUCGUUCUGAUCCUUAUGUAAAAGUUUAUUUACUACCUGAUCGAACGAAAAGUGGUAAAAGAAAAACAAAAGUAAAGAAGCACACUUUAAGCCCAGUUUUUGAUGAACGCCUCAAGUUUUCAAUAAUGCCUAGUGAAAUGGAAAUACGAACCUUGUGGCUCUCUGUGUGGCAUAGUGACAGAUUUGGCCGGAAUGAUUUUCUUGGUGAAGUAAUGCUACCCUUAGGAAAUGAUACCUUUGAAAAUAAUGGCUUAAAAUGGUAUCCAUUACAAGAAAGGAUGGAAACAUUAGAUACUCCUGUCAGCUAUAAAGGUGAUUUAAUUUUGGCCUUGAAAUAUGUUCCUCCUGAUGUUACUAGUCGUAAAUUUUCUAAGAAACCUGGCAUACCUGUCAAAGGAGCUGUGGAAGUUUUGGUGAAAGAAGCAAGAAAUUUGAUGGCAACUAGGUCAAAUGGAACGUCUGAUCCAUUUUGCAAAAGUUAUCUUCUACCUGAUAAGACCAAAUCAGGAAAGCAAAAGACUCCUGUUUUGAAAAAAUCAUGCAAUCCAAAAUGGAAUCAUACUUUUGUAUAUGAUGAUGUUACACUGGAUGAUUUAAGAGAACGUUGCUUAGAACUAACCAUUUGGGACUAUGAUAAAAUUACUAGCAAUGAUUUUCUUGGUGGUGUCAGACUAUGUCUUGGGACAGGAAAAUAUCAAGGUAGAGAUGUUGAUUGGAUGGAUUCAGUGGGUGAAGAGAGAUCACUUUGGUAUACUAUGUUAGAAAGACCAAACACUUGGGUUGAAGGCUCCCUUCUUUUAAGACCAAACAUGCAAAAUAGGAAGUCUCUGUAAAAAAAAUUUCUGUUAUUUGUAUAAAAAAAGAACCUCCAUUCCUGAAAUAUUUGUUAUGUUAAUGUUGUCACUUGUAAAUAAAUUUUUUGUUAAAUAUUUAUCACAUGAUGUUAAUUUGAAACUCUUUGAUAAAUAUAUAUUUUUAUGUUGCCAUAACAAUCAUUAAAUUGAUAAAGCAUGGUCCAUAAUGAUACUUGUCUAACUGAAUAUGUGAUCUGAACCAUUGCUUCUUUGUGAUAAUAGAUAACUUUUGCACAAGAAUGAAUUUAAUUUCACACAACACUAAUGAUAUGUGGUUGACUUCCUAAUAAAAACAUUUCCUAAUUUUGUAUAAUGUUCGACUGAUAUUCAAAUGUAACAAUUUAAUAUAUAUAUACAGUGGGACCUCUAUUUAACGAAGUCGCUAAAUCGAUAAUAAGUGCGUUAUAUGGAAAAUUCGUUAAGUAGAAAAUCACCUUUUGAAAUACUUAAACAACACAAAACAGGUUUUCAAUUCAUAAAUAUUAGACAUAAUUAAAAUAGAAAUUGAUACACCUUUAUCUUGUAAACUAGUAUCUACUAUUUAUUUUAUAAAUCUUAACCAUAUAAAAGAAAUCUGCAUGGAAAGCAAGAAUAGAGCAAAACAUUAUCAAGCGUUACACUAUCAUGCUACAUUUCAACUGAAAAAAAGGUAAAUUUAUGUAUAAAAUUAUAGCUGUAUUUAUUAUAAAAGUAAUUUCAAACAUACAUUACCACAUACGUUCUUAAGUUUAAUUGCUACUGAUAAAAUCCAUUAAUUUUGUUUUUAAUGUAAUUCGUUUGAAACGCAAACAAAAAGUGAAAGGGAAUUUACUGCUUUCUCUUAAAGUUAAGUGGCUUCGAAAAUCAAUUCAAGGUCAUUUCCCCAUAAAAUGAGUUAACAAGUUUGAAAUGUUCUGAAAUAUUUUGGGAAAUAGGGAAACUGGAUCUCAAAGAAAAGUUCGUUAAAUAGAAAUUUUACUUCGCUAUUUGGAAGUUAUUGAAAGAAGAAAUUUCCCAAAUGUUCUUGGUUCCUCGAAAAAAUCGCAAAAUAGAGAAAUUCGCAAAAUAGAAGUUCGUUAAAUAGAAGUCCAACAUAUUUUGUUGCGUAUCUAUGGAGAUGAGAGUUGAAUGAAAACUUUUAACUAGUCUAUUUAUUUUGAGACAGUGUGAGAUCAAAUUUUUUUGUGAUUUCUUGUCUGUUUAACCAAAAUUUUUUGAUGAAAUCAUGUACACCUUAAUAUAAGGUAUUUCAUGCCUUUAUAAACCACCUUAAAAAUCAAAUCUACUGAAAAACUCAAAAUAAAAUUAUCUUCAUCCUCUG
Parasteatoda tepidariorum (common house spider) is the source of this 9941-nucleotide messenger RNA. RefSeq lists its product as uncharacterized. The record is from RefSeq and is a predicted model, not a curated record. Gene Ontology annotation, biological process: exocytosis; intracellular protein transport. NCBI's taxonomy places the organism in Eukaryota, Metazoa, Arthropoda, Arachnida, Araneae, Theridiidae. Gene Ontology annotation, cellular component: exocytic vesicle; plasma membrane. Gene Ontology annotation, molecular function: small GTPase binding; neurexin family protein binding.